Fragaria vesca subsp. vesca is the source of this 2141-nucleotide messenger RNA. RefSeq lists its product as uncharacterized. The record is from RefSeq and is a predicted model, not a curated record. The coding region runs from base 110 to 1693 and encodes 527 amino acids. The transcript is spliced from 12 exons. Gene Ontology annotation, cellular component: cytoplasmic stress granule. NCBI's taxonomy places the organism in Eukaryota, Viridiplantae, Streptophyta, Magnoliopsida, Rosales, Rosaceae. Gene Ontology annotation, molecular function: RNA binding. Gene Ontology annotation, biological process: cytoplasmic stress granule assembly.
AUUCUCUUCUUCAAAUAAACACACAAACACACCAACUUCACUCAUUCAAACCCAGUUUGGAUCACCAAAAACAGAGAAAGACACAUACUUACAUACAUACAUACAUAAAAUGGGGUGCAGAAACAGAGAGCUCACAGAAGAUGGUCCCCUUUCUUCUUCUUCUUCUUCAUUAAGCGACGCCUUGCUGUUUGCGACCAUGUGCAUCAUUGGUCUCCCAGUUGAUGUUCACGUCAAGGACGGCUCUGUUUACUCCGGAAUCUUCCACACUGCUUCUGUGGAAAACGAAUACGGCAUUGUUUUGAAGAAAUCAAGGAUGACUAAAAAGGGAAAAGCUGAUGCAAAUAUACCAAAUGGGGAACUGAUAGAGACUCUUGUGAUUCUUUCGGGUGACCUUGUCCAAGUUGUUACAAAGGGACUUUCACUUCCGGCUGAUGAUGUUGCUGGAAAUAUGUCUGGUGACAGAAUUGAAGCUGUUGCGGGUACUGUUUCGUCUGAUGAGUGUUCAAAGAAUAGUGUGAAGAAGUCAAGUGAGUCGAACAUAAAUAAGAAGAAAGGUGGAAGGGUGCUAAUGGAAAAUGGGAAUGGCUGUCAUUGUGUUACACCCACAAGAGCUGGCAAGGAACAUGGUGGGAGAAAUAUGCCACUGAAUCAUAUUGAGAAUGCCUCAGAACUUGUAAAAGAGAAAACUGAUAGUGUAAACUUAUCAGAGAUUAGAGAAUCCUUUGGUGCUAGCAUGAAUAGGAGACAGGAGGAUGAUGGGUCUCAAGGGAAGCAGGAUGAUUUCAACCAAAAACUAGAGGUUCAUAGGGAAGAAAGCGCUGACAAUGUUCAGGAUACAAAGAUGACAUCCAAGCCAUUUCCUCUCAGAGUAUCUUGUGAUCCAUCUACUACAAUUGUUCGACGAGACAUUCAGUUCUGUGAAAGGAAAACUUCAGAAUACACUUCUUCCAGUUCAAGUGUUGUUUCUUCAGGUUCCUCAACUUUGUUGAAUCCAGCUGCUAAUGUCUCAAGUCGUAAUUCAGAACCAACAUCAACUGCAAUGAUCCCUCAUGAUUCAGAGUUAAAUAAAAGUGGCAAGGAAUUUAAGCUCAACCCAGGAGCAAAAGUAUUCUCGCCAUCUUUCACAAAGCCCACAGCAGCCACCUCUCCUGCACUGCCAGCAGUGGCAAGCAUGGGCAUGGGUUUUAUACCAACCAACUGCCCUGUGAUACCUGGUCCAACCGUCCAGCCAGAAGUUGGAUCGAAUCCUUUCCAAUCCCGUACAUCUGUGCCUGUUAAGGUUGUCCCAUACAAUAAUUUCUCAACUGGGAACGGUGGUGGUGCCUCGCAAUUUUCACAACCUAUUGUUGGACACAUGAGCAGUAGGGCGCAGACAGUUAGGUAUGCUGGUCAGUAUCCUGUUCAGGCUGGACCGACCUAUGUACAUCCAAAUUCUCAAGCUGCUAUGGUAGGACGAUUUGGACAGCUUGUCUAUGUGCAUCCAGUUUCUCAAGAUUUGGUUCAGGGUACACCAGCCAUGUCACCACUAUCUGCAUGUCCUAUGUUGACUCCACACCAGGUCCAGUUUCCGAAGCACCAAGGAACUGCAGGCCAAUCAUUGCUGUGUGUGCCUCCGCAGUUCAUGGCUACUGGACAGCAGCCUUUUCCCAUUGCCAAGUCACAUCCAAUUUUUGCAACCUCCCUUCCGUUCUAAUUGUUUCAUCCGACUUCCAGGUUCUAAUGAUAUCUUCCCCAAGUUUGGUGAACAUGUUUUCUCACUCAUGACAUCAGCUUGGAUUUCCCUUUAGUUACAUAUAUAUUCAUUUUAUUACUACAAAGUUUUGGCCUUGAGUUUUUUUGCUGGACAGUAGUCCAUUCAGGUUGUUCCUCUAUACAUAGUAAGCUAGACAACUUUUUUACACAAGGGAAUCUGUCGAUCCAUAUUUUAGGGGGAUGAAGCUUCAUUCAAUUUCUUUUCUUUCUAUAAACAGAAAGGGAAUGAAUAAUUUUGAGAAGAGUGCAACAUGUAAAGUAUUUGAAAGAGACAGAUGGACUGAUUUUGUUGAUUUUAAAUUUCAUAGUCCCUGAUGUUUAUAUCUUCUGAUUUGUUGGAAGUUUUGCCAUUGUGUCGUGGAUGCUUCGUUUAUAAAUUGUAUGAACCU